AUGUCGAAAUUCGAAGCGUGCAAGGUAUCACUAGUUAUACAACUCAAAGAAAUCGAGAAAUUAGAUGGAGAUAUCACGGAAUUAGUCGAUGAAGAAAAUAUUGAAAGGGAAAUAUUCGAACGCUGUGACUUUGAAGCAGUCGUGCAAGAAGUAAUUUGCCGGCUAAAUUCUUUUGUAGCUGAGAAAAGAGUCAUGAAACCUGUUGGAACGUCCGUACAACAAGGAAGUCAAAUCAAAACAAAUACGCAACGUGAAGUAAAUGUCCCGGAUGUUGAAACCACCAACCUGGGCAUGGUCAACCGGUAA
This is a messenger RNA of Paramuricea clavata, 306 nucleotides long. The record is from the annotation of a GenBank genome assembly. NCBI's taxonomy places the organism in Eukaryota, Metazoa, Cnidaria, Anthozoa, Malacalcyonacea, Plexauridae.